AUGCCGGCCUCAACUACAGAAAAGAAACCAAAACAAAAGCAGAAGCCUCUGAAACAAAAGCCUGUGGCUGCAGAGAUCCUCAAAAUCGAACCUCCUACCACUGAAGAUGCCCCACCGUCAGAGACGCCCGCAAAGCAAUCAUGGCAGUCGCUCAAACCUCAACUGUCUCCCUGGGUCCUUGACGCUGUGGAUAGCAUGGGGUUUUCAAAAAUGACACCAGUACAGGCCUCAACUAUUCCUCUAUUCAUGGGUAAUAAGGACGUCGUCGUCGAAGCCGUCACCGGGAGUGGUAAAACACUCUCAUUUCUAAUCCCUAUUGUAGAGCGACUUCUACGCGGAGAACCCAAAAAGAAGAAUCACGUUGGUGCAAUUGUUAUUUCGCCCACUCGGGAAUUGGCAACUCAAAUACACUCGGUUUUGAAGUCACUAUUAGCCUUCCAUGCGCCCUCAGCUUCGAAAGAGGGUGCCGAGGCCGACCCUUCGGCGACGAGGAUUACACCACUUCUAUUACUAGGUGGAACUACACCCCCAGCGCAAGACCUUAAGAAUUUUCUGCAGCAGUCGCCGAACUUUCUCAUUGGAACUCCGGGACGCCUUAACGAGCUAUUAGCAUCACAGCAUGUUUUGUGCACUACCGACUCUUUUGAAGCAUUAGUUCUGGACGAGGCAGAUCGUCUUCUUGAUCUGGGUUUUAAAGAAACCCUCACAAAAAUCAUUUCCCGUCUACCUAAGCAGCGAAGAACAGGGCUAUUCAGUGCAUCUGUCAGUGAUGCAGUCGUCGGCAGUCUUGUUAGAACCGGUCUCCGAAAUCCAGUCAAAAUCGCUGUUAAAGUACAUACUGCGAAGAAGGAAAAACGAACACCAGCAAGUUUAGCAAUGACAUAUAUCCUAGCAACCCCGAGACAGAGGCUGGUCCACCUUCAGCGCAUUCUCUCCCCUGUAUCAGGCCUAUUCCCGGUUACGAAUCUGCCUCAGAAAACGAUAAUAUACCUCUCCAAUUGCGUCUCCGUCGACUACUUCGCCUCACUCUUCCCUGCUAUUCUUCCGGGACCAAAGAGUAAAUCGGGAGGCUAUACCAUUGUUCCUCUACAUGGAAAGCAAUCACCAAAGAUCCGCCAAACCAACUUUGCGCAAUUUACCUCCUCGACCUCGCCAUCAAUUCUACUGACUACAGACCUUGCAGCUCGUGGACUUGAUAUCCCCGAAGUCGACCUUGUCGUUCAGAUUGAUCCCCCUACAGAUCCUAAAGUCUUCCUUCACCGUUGCGGCCGUGCCGGUCGUGCCGGCCGUAAGGGUCUUGCAGUCAUCUUCCUCUCUCGGGGCCGUGAAGAGGGCUACAUCGACUUUCUGGAAGUGCGGAAGACCCCUGUUGUGCCACUCGUGCUUAUCCAAGACUCAUAUGACGCCGAAAAUCCCACUGAAGAAGAGACUGCACAAGUAGUGCAGAAGUUGAGGGCUGUGGUGCUGCGAGAUAGGGCGCUCCAUGAGAAGGGCAUGAAAGCGUUUGUGUCACAUGUUAGAGCACAUAGUAAACACCAGACUGCGAGUAUAUUUAGGGUGAAGGACAUUGAGUGGAAAGACUUGGCGGAGGCUUUUGCGUUGUUAAGGAUGCCGAAAAUGCCGGAGUUGAGAGCUGAAGGCGUGGAGAAGGUUGUAUUGGGUGUGGAAGUUAAUAUGUCGACUUUCGCGUACCGCGAUAAAGUCAAGGAGAAGGCACGGCUUGAAGCACUCGCAGUCGCCGCGGAAACUGGUGCCCCGGAAUACUCAAAGGUACACCAGAACGACAAGGACAAGAAACGGAAGAGGACUGAGGCAUGGUCUGAGAAGACGGAUGCGGCAGAUGUAAGGGAAGCUCGAAGAGAGAAGAGAGGUAAGAAGAGAGAGGCGGAACGCCAGAAUAAGAUGGCACCUGAAGAAAAACAAAAAGAAGCGGAGUGGAAAGAGUUGGUUGAGGAAGUCAAGAGAAGAAGAAAAGAGAGCGAGAAAGGAGAUGCGGAGUUUGAAGGUCUGGAAUAA
Morchella importuna is the source of this 2016-nucleotide messenger RNA. RefSeq lists its product as uncharacterized. The record is from RefSeq and is a predicted model, not a curated record. Bases 1 to 2016 code for a protein of 671 amino acids. The transcript is spliced from 2 exons. Gene Ontology annotation, cellular component: nucleolus. Gene Ontology annotation, molecular function: nucleic acid binding; ATP binding; RNA helicase activity. Lineage: Eukaryota; Fungi; Ascomycota; Pezizomycetes; Pezizales; Morchellaceae.